This is a messenger RNA of Coregonus clupeaformis (lake whitefish), 688 nucleotides long. RefSeq names its product methyltransferase-like 26 B. NCBI's taxonomy places the organism in Eukaryota, Metazoa, Chordata, Actinopteri, Salmoniformes, Salmonidae. The annotation marks the transcript as partial. The transcript has 4 exons. The record is from RefSeq and is a predicted model, not a curated record.
GUUUGUGUGUUUGUGUGUGUGUGUGUGUGUGUGUGUGUGUGUCGGUCUGUUGGUCUGUUCUUUUCCCCGAGUGCUCAAAGUUAUAGCCUUCUGUCUAAAAAUAUCUCCCAUUUUGGGGAGGAGUGUUGUUCACUAGUGCUUUCCGAAUCCUCUUAACCAGGUAAUCUCAUAACCCAUCUGCCGUAUAGGCUAUCGGCUAUUACCCAUCAGCCACCUCCCAGUCCCAGCCUACACCAAUAUGUAAUGUCCUUAGCCAGCUCAAGAAAAGACCAUGCUAAUCUCUCCUCUAGCAGACAGGAACCAGAAGGAGUUGUGUUCAGUGUUGAGUGAUGUGUUGGAGGAGCAGUCUCACAGGGAACUGUUUGCCUUAGAGCUUGGCUCUGGCACCGGACAGCAUGUGGUCAACUUCGCCAUGGCCAUGCCCUUCAUCACCUGGCAACCGUCAGACAUCAAAGAGGAGUCCCGUGACAGUAUCCGAUCCUACAUAGUGGCAACCAAAGUGAAGUCUGUGCUGCAGCCUGUGCACCUGGACGUCAGCGAACCCUGGGAGAAGUGGGCGGGCCUUCCACACAGCGCCUGUGAUGUCAUCGUGGCCAUCAACCUGCUUCAGUACAGCUCCUUCAAAACUGUAGAGGGCCUAGUCAAAGGAUCAGGACAGAUCCUCAGACAAAAUGGUCUCUUGAUCACA